Molecule: messenger RNA, 617 nt
Organism: Erythranthe guttata (spotted monkey flower)
Lineage: Eukaryota; Viridiplantae; Streptophyta; Magnoliopsida; Lamiales; Phrymaceae
Product: hexokinase-1 protein
Source: RefSeq, a predicted model, not a curated record
UUGUUUUGCAGAAUCCAAUUUGGGAAAAACCCUAGAUUGGAUCAGAGAAGAAGAAAUGAGCGAAAGGCCCGUGCCGAGAAGGGAGAGCCCGUGGGGAUUGUCCGACGGCCCGCAUCGCGAACCAAAAGCCCACCGAUGCAACGAUCGUGCUGAAGAUGUCAUCUAUGCAUUUUUCGAAGGCAAUCCAUUUAAAACAGUGCCAGGGCCUUUCAAGCUAUUUUAUCGGUGCAUGCGUUCAAAAGUUGGGGAAGAGCCGACUGAGCCAUUCUACUUCUUGGACCUGGAACCUCCCAAAAGACAAGAAAAACUCGAGGAAUGAGGAGUUGAGCCUUUCGAUUUUUUACGUGCCUCUUGUUGAACAAGUAACUUGAAAAUACAUGUCUUUGUUUUUUGUCAUUAUAAAUCUAAUUAUUGUGAAGAGUGAUCGAUCACUAAGCAGAGUUGAUGGUCCAUGACUUCUUUUCUGAAUAAAUGUGUGAGCAGAGUUUGUGUUCGAAUUUUACAUCACGAUAUUGUUUUCGGUAAAUUUUCCGAGAAUUAUGUGCUGAAUUUAACACAAUUUUUUAGUUGGGUCUUGAAUUUCCUUGAGCUAAAAUAUAAAUCGAAAGCAUAUUCUG